AUGAUUUUAAUAUCUGCUAAACAAAAUGAUUCUCCUUUAAACUAAAACACCUUCUAAUAUAACUAAACUUUUUAAUAACAAAAGAACAAUGCAAUAAUCAAAAUCCAUAAUGAUCAUUACCUAAUGAUUAAAAAUUAGAAGCCUAAAUUUUAUUUACUAAAGUUAGAAUUUGUUUGUUCAAAGAAAGUCGAAAAUACUUUACAAAUGCAAAUAUAUUAGAAAGAAAUUUGGAUCAGAACAACUAGAAUGAAAUUUAUAGAGAAUUUAUAAUUCUAAUAUAGAAUAUUGUUAAAUUACAUAUUUCUUGAGUAGAUAAUAAUAAUGUACUAAUAAAUUAUAAUUAGAUAUAGUUAUUAUUUUAUUUAGCUCCAUCUUAAUCUUUAGCUCAUUCAUAAAAAAUAAGUAGAUACAGAACAGCAAAAUUCAAUUAUAUUUAAGUAAUUGAAGAUGGCUAUUCAAUAUAUUCAUUAAAAAAUAGAUAGAUAUCUUUUAGGGAUAACAUAUUGUAAAAAAUUCUAUCCCAAAUAGUUUUAAUUGAUUUUUCAUUUGCAAUUCAGACCUACAAAUUAUUAUAAAAUUUAAUGA
This is a messenger RNA of Paramecium pentaurelia, 585 nucleotides long. NCBI's taxonomy places the organism in Eukaryota, Ciliophora, Oligohymenophorea, Peniculida, Parameciidae. The record is from the annotation of a GenBank genome assembly.